CUCUUUUCUACUUUCUUUAUAUACAUAUAUACAUAUAUAUACAUAUAUAUACAUAUAUUUAUUAUACCAAAUGAGUGUUUCCGUCUUUCUUGAUACCUUAAGAAAACACGACCUUGACCAGUUUUAUUCUAGUUUUUCUACACACGGCAUUACUCACCUUCAAAGUUUGGCUCAACUUUCUUUACAAGACUAUUCUAGAUUAGGCAUAACAGAUACAGUCGACAGAAGAAAGAUUUUUGGUCUAGUACAGGCCAUUCGAAAAGAUACAGAUAACCUCACUAGAGGAGCAACCAUGGUUCCUUCAGUUUCUACCUUAAACAGUGGACUUCGUCAGCCUCAAACUUACCCAAAUAGUGGUACAACAACAAUAACAACAACAACAACAAGGCUACCUCAACCAGAUAGUUUCCCAAACAACAACAACAACAAUCGUGGUAGAAGACAAAGUGUGAUAGGAUCCAACCUAAAAUCACCUCAAGUCAACGCAACCUCACUCGAAAGACCUACUCGAAGCCGCACCAUGUCAGAUGCUCCUCGUCCUGAUUUUUCAAACACAAAACCAUUCUCCAAAGACCGCCGCAUAGGGUUACGCCGAUCACUCUAUCUGGAUCAACCACCCAUGCCACCUCAACUAAGUUCAGACGACGACAAUGAAGAUGAAGAAGAGGAAGAAGAAAACAAGCGAAAAAUCCGUGUUUCUGCACCUCUUUUAGAUGCUUAUGGUGUCCCACUUUCACCUGCAAGAGCACAGAGAGCAUUGAUGAACACACGUUAUGACUUACCACCUAGUGAUCUAAAUCAAAAGAUUCGUGUGUGCGUGCGAAAAAGACCGUUGAGUAGAAAAGAGAUUGAUAAAGGUGAUAAAGAUAUGGCGCCCACAUUGGGUACUCGAAGUCUACAAAUUAAUGAACCCAAGUUAAGGUUGGAUUUAACAAAAUACACAGAUCAACACACAUUUACUUUUGACGAUGUGUUUGAUCUCAAUUGUGCAAAUUCAAUCGUCUAUGAAAGAACAGCACUUCCACUUGUCAACUAUAUCUUCAAAGGAGGGAAAGCAACUUGUUUCGCCUACGGACAAACAGGCUCUGGUAAAACCUAUACCAUGCUAGAUCCUAAUAAUGGUCUUUAUAUUUUGGCCGCUCGUGAUAUUUUUUCCAUGCUUCGUAAACCAGAAAAUCAGCAUUUGACUGCUUGGAUUGGUUUAUACGAAAUAUACCAAGGACAACUUUACGAUUUAUUGAACGAGAGAAGAAAAUUGUUUGCUCGAGAAGAUGGUAAAAACAAUGUCAUCAUUUCUGGACUCAAGGAAUACCCGAUUGAUAAUGUUGACAAGCUAAUCCAAGUGUUUGAAUAUGGCAGCAGUGUUCGUAGUACAGGCAGCACAGGUGCUAAUGAUAGUUCAUCCCGUUCUCAUGCUGUACUUCAAAUCUUACUUAAAUACAAGACAAACAAGAAAAAGAUACAUGGCAAAAUGAGUUUUAUUGAUUUAGCUGGCUCAGAAAGAGGUGCUGAUCGAGGCGAAGCAGACACAAAGACAAGAAUGGAAGGUGCAGAGAUCAACAAGAGUUUACUUGCCUUGAAAGAAUGUAUUCGUGCCUUGGAUCAAGACAAGCGACACACACCAUUCAGACAGAGUAAACUGACUCAAGUGUUGAAAGAUUCUUUUGUUGGUAAUUCCCGAACUUGUAUGAUUGCCACUAUAUCUCCUGGUGGAUCCAACAGUGAACAUACCCUAAAUACCUUAAGAUAUGCAGACAGAGUCAAAGAAUUGAAAGGAGAAAGAGACAAGAGAAUGCAAAUGGAAAGAAACCCAAGUGGCUCUGGCAGUAGUGUGAAUGAACAAACACAACAACAUCAACAACAAUCAGAAGAAGACGAAUUAGAAGACGACGAGGAUGACACCUUCUUACAAGACGAUGAAGAUGAAGAAUACUUUAGUAAUGAAUCUGAUAUCUUGGACGACGAUACAUUCAAUAUUGACCAAGAAAACAUUUUUGAUGUUGAUUUCCCUCAUGAACAAGACGCUUUGAUUCAUUCCAACUUUCAUAAUAAUAAUAAUAACAAUAACAAUAAUAACAAUAAUAACAAUAACAACAGUGCAACCACAGCAUCACCUCAAAAAUCACCUUCACUUAGGUAUGGCAUGGUGAGUGCAGCUUCUGUUGCUUCAUCACCCGAAGACUCUGUCUUUAGCAGUAACAAACCACAACGACCUAACUCAAUGUCGCCUUAUUCAAGCUUAUUGAAUGAACCGUCUUCUACAGCUAUGGGUCGACCUUUAUCAUUACAAAUGAAGCGCUCUUCAUCUACAAUACCUCGCUCUUUUUCCAUGUACACACCACCAAGGGCCUCUAUGACAGACGAUUUCGCACGUCCUACUCAACAACAAUCAUUUAUGACGAUUGAUACAUCCAACUUACCACAAUACCGUCAACCCAAGACAGCAGACACUGUCUCCUCACUCACAGGCGUACCUUCAUUUAGCUAUGAAAAAAUGGACGAGUUUGUCAAGUUCCAUCGAGCAGAAAUACGUGAAAUCACAGACUGUACAAAGAAAGAAACCAAACUGGUAGCCAAUAUUUCUCUUGACCUUUCUUCAAAUCAAGAAGACGGUCAACAAAAAGACAGCAAAAGUCAAUCUCAAUUCCAUAAAUACUUGCGUGACUUAGAUGAAAUUUUGGAGCGAAAACUGGCUGCAGUGGAAGCCUUAAGAGAUCGCAUUAAUGAAACUGUUUGUCAAAUUGAAUUAUAAGCU
Molecule: messenger RNA, 2755 nt
Organism: Gilbertella persicaria
Lineage: Eukaryota; Fungi; Mucoromycota; Mucoromycetes; Mucorales; Choanephoraceae
Product: P-loop containing nucleoside triphosphate hydrolase protein
Exons: 7
Coding region: 71-2752 (893 amino acids)
Biological process (GO): microtubule-based movement
Molecular function (GO): microtubule motor activity; ATP binding; microtubule binding
Source: RefSeq, a predicted model, not a curated record